AUGGAAGAGGAAAUUGCGCAAAUCGUGGAGAAGUUACUUGAGCAGAUAAGUUAUGAGAUGCAUGGCAACAAAGUGUAUUCAAUUGCAGAUAAGAACGGCAUUGGAGUGAACAAACAGAUAUUGAGGGCUAAGCUGCUAUCUGGCGACAGGAAUGCUACACAUACGGAAGUCAGGAUAAAAGUUGGAGUAAGCGAGCGCAGCAAUGGUUUGUGCAAUCGAAGCCCACUUGAUCAUACAGAGAAAGGCAUUAUGAUUUUUGAAUACAACAAUAUGUUUGUGGAAGUGAGUAUUGAUGUAGAGAACGAGCCAGUAUAUAUGUAUGGAGAGUACAUAAAGAUGAGCAGAAGCAUGACGCAAACGCCUUUGCAUAUUGGAAAAGCACUUAAGUGCAACAGGAGUGUAUCUGACUUCUGCAGGCAGCUUCAGGAGUUUUUUUGUGCUGAUAACGUCAAGUUUGUGCCAGCAGGCAGAGAGGACAUGGAUGUGCAGAUGAUUGAAGGCAGGCCGUUUCUGCUUGUAGUGAUGAAUCCCAAGAAAAGCUUGAUGUUUCGAGAUCUAGAGCUGGCUCUGUAUAAGGAGGUGGACAUUAUCAACCUUAAGGUUGUAAGGAAGGAAUGCAAAGAUGCAAUAUUCAGCGGAGAGGUGUCGUCGAAGAAGACAUAUUCGUUGUUUGUUUGCAGUAAGCACCCAAUAGAUAUACAGAAGCACUAUGAUGUUGAGCAAAUGACACCACUGAGAGUGAUGCAUCGCAGGGCAAACAUGACCCGUGAAAAGAAAAUAGAUAUUUUGACAUGGAAAAGCAUGGAGGCGAAAGGGUUGAUGUAUUAUCAGAUAGUUCUUGAGGCAAGUGCAGGAGCAUACAUCAAGGAGUUUGUGAAUGGAGACUUUGGACGAACCAGGCCAUCUCUGGGUGGCUCAAGCUAUUGUGACUUGCUUGAGCUUGAUGUGAUAAGGGUUGAAAAGCAUGACAUAGAGAAGUUUGUGGAGAGAAAUGUCUGCCUCAAAGUAGUAAGAGAGUAG
Ordospora pajunii is the source of this 1020-nucleotide messenger RNA. RefSeq lists its product as uncharacterized. Gene Ontology annotation, biological process: tRNA pseudouridine synthesis. The coding region runs from base 1 to 1020 and encodes 339 amino acids. The record is from RefSeq and is a predicted model, not a curated record. Lineage: Eukaryota; Fungi; Microsporidia; Ordosporidae. The transcript has a single exon. Gene Ontology annotation, molecular function: pseudouridine synthase activity.